Molecule: messenger RNA, 1672 nt
Organism: Oldenlandia corymbosa var. corymbosa
Lineage: Eukaryota; Viridiplantae; Streptophyta; Magnoliopsida; Gentianales; Rubiaceae
Source: the annotation of a GenBank genome assembly
GUAAGGAAAAAAAAAAAAGGAAGAAAAAAGUCUCUCUGAAGGGAGGACACCAUUAAUAUACACCCCUCCACCCUCCAAUCCGUACUUGGUUAAAUUCUCCAUAUUUGGUUUCUCUUUUUUUAAGCUUAGGAAGGAACUGAGAAAAAUGGAGGAAAAUCUUCCUCCAGGAUUCAGGUUCCAUCCAACAGAUGAAGAACUCAUAACAUAUUAUCUGUCAAACAAGGUUUCUGAUUUUGGGUUCUCAUCAAGGGCUAUUGCUGAUGUUGAUCUCAACAAGUGUGAACCUUGGGACCUCCCAGCUAAAGCCUCCAUGGGAGAAAAAGAAUGGUAUUUCUUCAGCAUGAGAGACCGAAAGUACCCAACUGGAAUGAGAACUAAUCGGGCAACGGAAGCUGGAUACUGGAAAACCACCGGAAAAGACAAGGAGAUAUUUCGCGGUGGAAUUUUGGUAGGGAUGAAGAAAACCCUUGUGUUCUACAGAGGUAGAGCUCCCAAGGGUGAGAAAACCAAUUGGGUUAUGCAUGAAUAUCGCUUAGAAACCAAGCUAGCUUUCAGAACUUCAAAGGAAGAAUGGGUAGUUUGCAGAGUUUUUCAGAAGAGUGCAACGGUGAAGAAGCUCCACCAAACACCAUCCUCACCUCAAUCAUUAGGAUCACCUUGUGAUACCAACACCAUGGCAAGUGAAUUGGGAGACAUCGAAUACCCUAAUUUCGGCGCAGCCGCGGCCUUCGCGGCCGCCACCUCGGUCAACAACGCCGCCGCCAUGAUCUUGAACAACAACAUAUCUCCACAACAUAACUUCAAUGAUCAAGUUCUUAACUGGAAUGCCAUCAGAGAAGCCGCAGCUGCAAGCUAUUCUCUUCCACCACUCACUUCGUGGCCUUCCACUGCAAAUUUGCUAAGUACGAGUACUAACCUUGCAAUGAACAGUACCACACCUGUGCUCUUAAGGGCUUUGCAGCUCAGGAAUCUCCAGCCAAGAGAAGGGAAUAUUACAACACCAAAUGAUUACUCUUUUAUGACACAAGGGAUGAUCUCGAGCUCGAACCAACAAUUAGGAGGGAAUGAUUUAAUUAGUUCGAAUUUCGGAGCCGGGUCUUCUUCAGCUUCUUCAUCUAGGGUUUUAGAUCAUCAUGGGGUACAACAACAACAACAACAGCAACAGCCACAAGUGGAGCAACCAUUUAAUUUGGACUCCAACAUUUGGUGAUGAUAUGAUGAUGAUCAGGUGCCGAUUUAUUUACCAAAAAAAGUGACGUACGUAACUGAAAAAAUUGUGAAUUAACUGCACUUUAAAUUAAACUAAUAUGUUCCUCUAGUUUUACCCUCCAGAAAAAAGAAUGUAGUCCCAACUCCCAAUGAUACCAAAGAAAUGCAGGAGAUCCUAGGUCAAAUAAAAGUACUACUGGAUCCAUAUGGACAAAUGUUAAUAAUAAUGUAGAUAUAGUUUUCAUCAUUUAGUGUACUUUUGUUCGUAAAUAGGUCUAGCUUCGUUAUAAUUUCAAGCAUCUCUCUUGUAAACCACAAUGUAAGAACGUAAAAAAUUGACUUCGAUCCGAAACUCGUCGACAACAUUAUGCAUUAAUACAAAGUUCUCUUUGUUCCUCACUUUCAUGGUCGUGGUCUUUCCCUUAGAUAUGUACGUUUCUAAUUUGCCACCUUUUUGGAAGCA